CAAGCAUCUUAAUUUAUAUCUCAAUCAGGUCUUUCUGAUCCAUGUCUUUCUGACAAAAUGUCAGGUUUGAUGAAAGUAAUUUUAAAUGUCUUCGAAGAAAAUAGUGAUUAUCACCGGUGCCAAUCGUGGUAUAGGUUACGAGACAGCGUUAGCAUUUGCGAAAAGGAAAUUCAAAGUCAUUAUGGCCGACAAGGCUGACCAAAACAAAUCCCGUCGCAAAAUAUUCGAAGCAACUUCAAAUGAAGAUGUUAUAACGGAAUUUGUAGAUUUGGGUUCGUUUGAAUCGGUGAAAAAGUUUUCUGGCAAAAUGUUGAGUACCAUCGAUCGUUUAGAUGUAUUGGUAAACAACGCUGGCGUUUUCUGUAUGAAUAAACAAAAAACAGAAGACAACCUAGAUGCAGUAAUGCAAAUAAAUCAUUUGGGACCCUUUUUGUUAACUAAUCUUCUCGUUGAUUUGUUGAAGGAAUCUGCAGGUAGUAGAAUUAUUUUUGUCAGCUCUUCUGGCUGUUUCUUUCACAAUUUGAAUAUAAAGAAUUUGGAAAAACCUGAUUAUUACUGCCCUCAUUUCAUUUCUGGAGCAAUCCAUUAUUAUAAUACCAAAUUAUGCAACAUGAUAUCGGCGAAAGGUUUCGCACAUAAACUGAAAGAGUGGAAAGUCAUCUCUAACUGUCUACAUCCUGGAAUGACGAACACAAGUUUCCUAUUAUCAGGUGAUGAUUCUAGGGGUUGGGAUAUCCAAUUCAAGAAAAUCUUAUUGAAAUGUGUUACUAGAGAUGCACAAGAUGCUGCAGGACUGGUUGUUUUUUUAUCUUCUUCUGACGCAGUAAAAUCAAUUUCCGGAAAAUAUUUUGUGAAUUAUCAAGUUCACCAAGAGCCAAGGGCAAUGGAAGAUGCAUCUUUUUGCAGAGAUAUUUGGAAUGCAAGCGAAGAACUUAUUGGCCUGCGAAAAAAUAGUAGAGAUGGUUGUACAAAAUAAAUGUUGUUAAAGAUAAUAUAUUAUUCAACUGAAGACAUAUCAUUCCUUCUGAAGACAAGCUAAUUUUCUCACUGUGCUUUGUAAACAUUUUAAGUGUAUGGGGCAAUAAUAUGGAAAAUGGAGGCGAUAUUGAAUACUCGUUAGAGAUGAAAAAGACCUACUGCUUACUAACAUUUCGAUUUGCUUUCUAUACUGUGGAAAAAAUAUUGAUCACAUGAAAAUAUA
Molecule: messenger RNA, 1201 nt
Organism: Leptinotarsa decemlineata (Colorado potato beetle)
Lineage: Eukaryota; Metazoa; Arthropoda; Insecta; Coleoptera; Chrysomelidae
Product: retinol dehydrogenase 14
Source: RefSeq, a predicted model, not a curated record